Molecule: messenger RNA, 4381 nt
Organism: Felis catus (domestic cat)
Lineage: Eukaryota; Metazoa; Chordata; Mammalia; Carnivora; Felidae
Gene: RAB3B
Product: RAB3B, member RAS oncogene family
Exons: 6
Coding region: 339-998 (219 amino acids)
Biological process (GO): protein secretion; protein localization to plasma membrane; regulation of exocytosis
Cellular component (GO): synaptic vesicle; endosome; plasma membrane
Molecular function (GO): GTP binding; GTPase activity
Source: RefSeq, a predicted model, not a curated record
CGGGGCGUGGGUGGGGCCUGGACGCUGCCGUAGCGGAGCAGAGCUGUAGCUACAGCCUCAGCCCUAAGUAGCUGCGGUGGGCGCCAGACCCGCCCCGCACCUCCCCGUGUCGCACCGCACCGCACCGCACCUCCCUGCUCUGGGAACCCGGCUGCACAUUCCGCCGCGUGCAGCUAGAUCUCCAGUCCCAUUGCACUGCCAGGAGCGAGCCGCUCGUCCCACACCCGAAGUCCCAGCACAAGGCUUGACCCAGAGCAACGUGCUCAGUAAAUAUUUGCUGAAAGAAUGAAUGGGAGGAACCGGGUUCCACCCCAGUCCUGAGACAACAUUUGGAGCAGAUGGCUUCUGUGACUGAUGGUAAAGCCGGAGUCAAAGAUGCUUCUGACCAGAAUUUUGACUACAUGUUCAAACUGCUCAUUAUUGGCAACAGCAGUGUUGGCAAAACCUCCUUCCUCUUCCGCUAUGCCGAUGACACCUUUACCCCAGCCUUUGUCAGCACUGUGGGCAUCGACUUCAAGGUGAAGACAGUCUACCGCCAUGAGAAGCGAGUGAAGCUGCAGAUCUGGGACACAGCUGGGCAAGAGCGGUACCGGACCAUCACCACAGCCUAUUACCGUGGGGCCAUGGGCUUCAUUCUGAUGUAUGACAUCACCAACGAGGAGUCCUUCAAUGCUGUCCAAGAUUGGGCUACUCAGAUCAAGACCUACUCCUGGGACAAUGCGCAGGUUAUCCUGGUGGGGAACAAAUGUGACAUGGAGGAAGAGAGGGUUGUUCCCACUGAGAAGGGCCGGCUCCUUGCAGAGCAGCUUGGGUUUGACUUCUUUGAAGCCAGCGCCAAGGAGAACAUCAGUGUGAGGCAGGCCUUCGAGCGCCUGGUAGAUGCCAUUUGUGACAAGAUGUCUGAUUCGCUGGACACAGACCCCUCUGUGUUGGGCACCUCCAAGAACACCCGUCUCUCAGACACCCCACCGCUGCUGCAGCAGAACUGCUCAUGUUAGGCAAGGCCCACCCUCCCGAUUUCCCCUUCUUGUGACCCCACACCCACUCUGCUUCCCGCAUUACACUCUGUCCACCCCCAGCCCCAAGCAAGCUGAGUUGCUGCUGUUCUUUGCCUGCAGUGGAGGUGGAAGCAUGCCCCUCGAAUUCUCUGCAGAUGGCCUCCCUUGCAGACACCCAGCCCCAAACCAACAACCAGGUCAUGGCAUGGGUUAAGGUUCACUUUACAAAAGAAGACUCAAUCUUACAAAGGGGAUUCACUUCAGGGAUGUGGAGAGCGAGUCUCUUUUCUGCCUUUAAAAUAAGAUUUCCUCCUUUGACCAAAAUUUGACACAUGCACACUUUUCAGGCCUGGCCAACUGGGUAAGUGAGGCCAACCUACACAGCUAAUCCUAUUAAAGAAAACCUCCUCAUACACAACAUGCUUGUUUCAUAUCAGACUCCCCGUGGGGCUUCCUCUCAAAGCCCUAUGCCUAUUACCAUGGAUGCCCACAGGGCCUGGGCAGUUGCUGUGGUGACAGGCCAGAGCUAAUCUCCAGAGAGCUCAGACUCUCUAAUGAUGCUGAAGGAGCAAAGGCUAAGCCAGAAAUACAUUUAAAAGAAAAGAUUAUUCCCUGCAAAAUGUCAAAGGUUCCUGCUAUAUUAAAGAGUAGACGAGUGAGCUCAAGAAAGAGAAAGAGAAAGAAAAGAGAAUCACAGGCAAGAUAAAGGAACAGGUCAUGACUUUCUGAUUUUGCUGCUUUCCAGGUGGUUCUUAACCGUGGGAACUCCAUGAAAUUGGUCUUUGUUUUUUACACUCCCAGAAUUUGAAAUAUUUAGAGUUACCUGGUCUGACUAGUCAAUUCCAGUCUUCACAUCUCUGAUAAGUGGCUGUCAGACCUCACAACCAAAUCUCUUUCUUCUAAAGCAUACCUUCUAGGCAGGGAUGGGAGCUUGUUGUCCGUACCAUCUUUGGGCAACUCUCAUAAUUGAAAGUUUUCCUUGCUUUAGGCUGAAAUCUGUGCCCUGGAAAUUCUUCUUCCUCUUUUUACCCCAUUUGUACCAGCUCUGCUGUCAGAGACCUCACAGUCUCUGCCCCUUGACACCCUCAGAUAAUUUGAGAACAGAAAUCAUGACCUCUGCCUUUUCUCCAAGUCAGAUAGUUCUGCUGUUCUUCAUGGUGUCUUCCCUCCAAACUGCCCUUUCCUCCAACCCAUCUUUCAAUCACUGCUGAGUAGUACAACUGGGAAAUGUAAUUUAAGGCAGAAUAAAUCUAGGGGGCAUGACCCUGAAAAAAUUGGGAAAACUGAACUCAGAGGUCCCAAUCCCAAACUCACCCUCCUGGGAGUGAAAUCUUAGUUUCCACUGAAGAGAGGAUGUGAAACCAUUCCUAGGGAAAGCUCCUUAAUUAAAGCUGCUUAAUUAGUCGCAUAAUGAGUAAAAGGAAAAACCAAAACCAAAAUCAAAACCACAUGAAAACCUUUGACACCAGAAACAAAUGGAGUGGAUUCUAGCUUGUUUAGACAUGGCACAUGUUUGGUUUUUAGCUGAAAUAAUGACAUGGAACUAGCACUGAUUCUUGAAAAAUCUUUCCUCCCAGCCCUAGCCCGAAUCCCCACUUCCCCCUUCACUAACAUGCCACCUCAGAAGUUGGUGGGGGAAGGGGGAGAAUCUCUCCCAAGUUUUUUGUCCAUUCCAAAUGCAGUUCGUUAUCCUAGGAAAGUACAUUAACUAGCAUAGGUCCAAUGACUGCAUAAGAGGACCCCCCAGAGUCCUCCCCAUGGAGUUGUUGCUUUCUUUGAUGUGAUGCAGAGGAUAGAGCUUUUGGACUUGGACUUGGAAUCAGGAGACCUGGACUCUGCCCUUAAAUCAAGUGUGACUCUGGACCAAUCACUCCAUCUCUGAGUCUUGAUUUCCCACCUAUAAAAUGUGGAGGUUAUUUGGGUAAUCUUUAAGGUCUCUUCUAGCACUAAUAAUUCUGUGACUCUUUUUUUCACUUUUAUCAUUUCAGUUUAUCUACAAAAUGAACCUGAGAGAUGAGGAUUAUCACCCCAAUGUCAUUGUAGCUAACACUGAGGUCAUGCUUACUCUGUACUAAACAUUGUUCUAAGCACUGUACAUAUAUUAACUUAUCUUCUCAAUAUCUUUGUGAGGGAUGCACUAUAAUCAACCUCAUUUAAAGAUGAGGUUAAGUAAGAUACAAAAAGGUUCUUUAGCAUGCCUAAGGUCACAUAACGAGUAAAUAGUAGAGCUGGGGUUCAAAUCCAGGCAGUAGGUUCUAAGGUCUGUGCUCUUUAUCACAUUCUAUAUGAUAUUUUUUAUAGAUAAACUAUGACCCAAAAAGGUUAAGACACUUGACCAAGAUGAUACAGCUAGCAAGUAUUAGAGCCCUGUUAGGAUUCAAUCCCAAGGCCAUCAGAUUCAGAGUCCACUGGAGAAAAGACUUAUGUCUCUAAUCUGUUAACAAAUUACUCAACUAUUAAGACUAAUCCAAGAUGAUGGAUAUCUAAUGCUUCUGGAAAGGAGUCAGUCUCUGAGGCAAUCAGGUCCCAAGGGCCUGAGCGAAAAUUGUCCAGUGUUUUUCAGGACCAAGUCCCUGUAUCUGUCUCUGUCAGGAAAUUCUUACCUACCUCUCAAGCAAUGCUUUAAGCAGCCUCCAGCAAUGGGGCAUUUUGCAGGAGUGACUUGAUUAACUUCUUCAACCAUGGACAAAUGUGAUCCCUUUACAGGCAGUGAUUCUUGAUGUGCUUUUUAUACUGCUAAGUCAAUACAGGUCAGGUAUAAUCACUAUUUUUCUGGGCAGUAACACCCAUCUAACCUAGUACUAGGAUUUCAAACUGAGCUCCUUGUGACCUUUGGAUAUUUUAGCACAUAUAUCCAACAAUCUUUUCUCUCAUACUGGAUAUCCAGGCAAAUAGUGAAAUUUCUACUUAAAAAUUGUUAAAGUCUUUAAAACUCAGGAGCUAGUUUAAGAGAGCAAUCAUCUUCACAACAGAUAGAAUCAAGAGUUAAAUGUGAUAAUGGCAAACCUACUGGGCAACAGACCAACAGAGCUGCUUGCUAGAUGGCAGUCCCCCAGACCUGCUCUGUGACCUCAUUUCUGCCACAUGGAAGCCAGGAGCUUCCAGCCGAUUACAGUGCAAUGUUUAUCAAUCACAGUAAUAGUGCAAUUAGCCACCAAGGUUCAAGCUGCAUAAUAUGUGUUAGUGGCAACUUGUCCCGGUUUUCAUCUUGCUUAACAAUCCAAAUAAAGGAAGACUAAACAAACAAACAAACAAACAAACAAACAAAAACCUCUUGGCCUCAAAAGAGGCAAAAGAAGGCCAAAUGUGCAAUACAGUAUCAUAGCUAUUUACAGAAUCUGUUUUAAAUGCAUGUGUAUCUGUAAAUACAAAGUGAUUCGUGA